This is a messenger RNA of Arabidopsis thaliana (thale cress), 1984 nucleotides long. It is a transcript of the gene PROT1, whose product is annotated as proline transporter 1. The record is from RefSeq and is marked reviewed. The transcript has 7 exons. The coding region runs from base 446 to 1774 and encodes 442 amino acids. Gene Ontology annotation, cellular component: plasma membrane. Gene Ontology annotation, biological process: proline transmembrane transport. NCBI's taxonomy places the organism in Eukaryota, Viridiplantae, Streptophyta, Magnoliopsida, Brassicales, Brassicaceae.
UUGUUUUUUUUUAUAGUAUAAAAAUAAAAAUAUCGGCAUUCUUAUAGGAUCGAUCUCUCAUGCAAAACAACAAAUUCAGACAAGAAACCUCAACGGCUCAGACCCACCAAUACCAAUUUUUUAAAGAGAUUUCUGUCACAAGUAAGAAAGAAGCACUAAUUACAAAAAAAAAGAAAAAGAAUCAAUCUUUUGUUCUUCGAUUCGAUUUCUAAUCAAUUAGAUUGUUUUUGUUUUGUUUAACAUCAGUUGCGAAUCGAGCUGGAUUCUUGGGCUCGCUUUUUCUUUCAAUCAAAAGUUUCGAUAUUAGUGAAGGAUAAAAUUCGCUAAAAAAAGAGAAUUUUUUUUGUUAAAAAAAUUAUAAAAGCUGGCUUUCUCAAAAUUUCUCCAUGUGGUCGACGAAGAAGACGAAGAAGACGAAGAAGAAAGAGAAAGUCUCUUAGCAAACAUGACCGCCACCGAAGCUAAGAAUCGCAAAAUCAAUGUCGGAGAUGGAGAUGACGUUGUUGAUAUCGAAAUCCCUGACACUGCUCAUCAAAUUAGCAGCGAUUCAUGGUUUCAGGUGGCGUUCGUUUUGACCACCGGUAUAAACAGCGCGUAUGUGUUGGGAUAUUCAGGAACAAUUAUGGUUCCUUUAGGUUGGAUUGGUGGUGUGGUUGGUCUUCUUAUUGCUACUGCAAUCUCUCUUUAUGCAAACACUCUAAUAGCUAAGCUUCAUGAGUUUGGUGGCAGAAGACACAUUCGCUAUAGAGACCUUGCUGGAUUCAUUUACGGUAGGAAGGCUUAUCAUCUUACAUGGGGAUUGCAAUAUGUUAAUCUUUUCAUGAUUAAUUGUGGAUUCAUUAUCCUAGCUGGUUCCGCCUUAAAGGCUGUUUAUGUGCUUUUCAGGGAUGAUCAUACCAUGAAACUACCUCAUUUUAUAGCCAUUGCUGGUUUGAUUUGUGCGAUUUUCGCUAUUGGGAUUCCUCAUUUAUCGGCUCUUGGGGUCUGGCUUGGAGUUUCGACCUUCCUCAGUCUCAUCUAUAUUGUUGUGGCAAUCGUGCUAUCGGUUAGAGAUGGAGUAAAAACACCUUCAAGAGAUUACGAGAUACAAGGAUCAUCAUUGAGCAAACUUUUUACCAUCACAGGAGCAGCCGCAAAUCUGGUUUUCGCAUUCAACACCGGGAUGCUUCCAGAAAUUCAGGCAACAGUGAGGCAACCAGUUGUUAAAAACAUGAUGAAGGCUCUAUACUUUCAAUUCACAGCGGGUGUUUUACCGAUGUACGCAGUUACAUUCAUCGGAUAUUGGGCUUAUGGAUCCUCAACCUCGACCUAUCUACUAAACAGUGUUAAUGGCCCACUCUGGGUCAAAGCCCUUGCUAACGUCUCUGCUAUCCUUCAAUCUGUUAUCUCUUUGCACAUAUUUGCGAGUCCAACAUAUGAGUACAUGGACACAAAGUAUGGGAUCAAAGGAAACCCAUUUGCGAUAAAGAACCUGCUGUUUAGGAUCAUGGCGAGAGGCGGGUACAUAGCGGUAAGCACGCUUAUCUCAGCGCUGUUGCCGUUCCUCGGUGACUUCAUGAGCCUAACUGGUGCAGUGAGCACAUUCCCUCUCACAUUCAUUCUAGCCAACCACAUGUACUAUAAGGCAAAGAACAAUAAGCUGAAUGCUAUGCAAAAGCUAUGGCAUUGGCUUAACGUUGUCUUCUUUAGUUUGAUGUCUGUUGCUGCAGCCAUUGCAGCUGUCAGACUCAUCGCCGUUGAUUCCAAAAAUUUCCAUGUUUUUGCAGAUUUGUAAUUCAUUAUAUUAUAUAGUCAAUUGUGUAUCCUUUAUUCUUAGGCAGGUUUAUUUCUCCUGUAAGCUUGUAUUCUCUCUCUAUUUGUCUUACCAUUAGAGCCUAAAUAAAUAAAUCAAGUUCUAAAAUCUAAAAAGCAUAUAAAAGACCACUUUCAUCAUAAUCAUUCUGAAAAUUUACCAACAAAGAAUACUAAGUUGCAUGAUUAAAGU